Molecule: messenger RNA, 1767 nt
Organism: Raphanus sativus (radish)
Lineage: Eukaryota; Viridiplantae; Streptophyta; Magnoliopsida; Brassicales; Brassicaceae
Product: polycomb group protein VERNALIZATION 2-like
Exons: 15
Coding region: 188-1621 (477 amino acids)
Cellular component (GO): nucleus
Molecular function (GO): chromatin DNA binding
Source: RefSeq, a predicted model, not a curated record
AGUCUUUUUAGCGGAUAAGAAAAGAUUUCAAUCUUUUUGGUUCGUGUGGUAGACUGCUCUUAACUGUACAGAAAAAUCGAAGAAAAAAGCGGAUAGGAAAAUAUCUCAAUUUUUUUGUUCGUAUGAUAGACUGUUCUUAACUGUGCAGAAAAAUCGCUUGUGUGGCAGUUUGAAACUGAUCAAGUAGAUGGCUGGCGUUAGACCCUUAACGGAGGAGGAAAAGGAACUUAUAUCAUUAUUUGGCAAACCUGAUACCGUAUACUAUUAUCUUCAAGCUUUCACACGAGACAGGCCACGUUUGCUUCCAAGAUGUUUGAGCUACAAAAUACAAGCGAGGAAAAAUAAGAUGGCAAAUCCAGGUGGAGUAUCAAUUUUUAACUUUAUGAAUUGUAAUAACAUAAUACUGAAAUCCCAAGUUGUGAAAAAGACUUCUUGCCCAUUUUGCCCAAUGAAAUGUGGAAGCCUCAAGGGCGUGAAACAUCAUUUGACAUCAUCGCAUGAUUUAUAUGACUUUAACUUUCGGUUGUCGGAGAAUGGUCAUCGGAAUUUUGAUGUGUCCGUGAAACCUGAUGCAUUCGAAAAUGGGAUACUAUAUAAUGAUUUAGAGAGGCACCAUCUUGUUAAUUACACCUGUUAUCGCUUGAAAUCCCGUAUGCGAGGCCAAGUAUAUGGUCCUAAGCGACGUAAAUUUUGUGAGAUUUUUGAGAAGUAUUCAGACGAAGUCCCUCGUGACAAAGCAAAUGAUCAAUUGCCUCAAGAGAACGGUAAUAUCUCAUCCUCCCUAGCAAUAACUCGCUUGUCGGAAGAGACUAGCGACAUUCAGACGAUAACUCAACCAGAAAUAGGUCAGUGUCCUAAAGCUAAGGGGCCUCGUGCUACUGGGAGAAAAAAGUUAAAUCCAGAGCGGGUCCAGGCUGAAAGUACCGAUCUUCUUAGGAGUCGGCAGUACUAUCACUCUAAAACAUUACAGCCAAUGACUCUGGAAGAAGUACUGUCUGAUGCGGACAGUGAUGAUGAACAAGAUGAAGAAUUCAAAGAUUUUCUAGAACGCCUGAAACUUGAUCGGUUGGAGGAUGCGACCGAUGAUGAGAAGAGAUUUAUGUGGCUUUGGAACACAUUCAUGAGAAAGCAAAAUGUGUUCGUGGAAAGACAUAUGCAUUGGGCAUGUGAAGAGUUCGUAAAAGUUCAUGCGAAAGAGCUGAUCACUCCUCAACUUAUCUGGCUCUGGAGACUGUUUGCAAUUGAUAUACUGUGUUUAAGAUACGGUCUGAUAAACGCCAAGACCAUGGACAAAUGCAGUAUCAUCCUCCAGAAAGCACAGGAAGAAAAAGAAGCACCAGAAGAAGCGGCGAGAGCAGCAGAACUGGAGGCAGCAGCAGACGCGGAGGCAGCAGAAGAAGAAGCGGAGGCAGCAGAGGCGGCAAAAGCGGCAGCAGCCGCGGCAAAAGCAGCAGCAGCAGCGGCAAAAGCCGCAGCAGCAGCAGCAUCCGCCUGUAAAGCCACAAGAAGAAGCACGAGAACACAGAACAAGAAGAAGAAACAAGAAGCAGCAGCCACCUCUAAAGCUAAUUCUAAUGGCAACGAGCCACAACCUAUGGAACUUGAUGAAGAAGAACAUUAGCCAUGGUGAGCGUCAGAGGAUUCUUCUUUCUGAACUGAGAGAUCAUAACUAUUUUAAAAUUCAGAUACCAUUUCCUUCUUUUCAAAUUAUGUCAAGUAAACUUUUACUUUAAUCUUUAAUAAUCUCAAGGGGUUACAAACUCAAAA